AUGAUACCGGCUCUGGUGAUUUGUCUUAUCGUGUAUGUUUGCGUCUCUAUUGGUGUAUUUCUUCUACACUUCACAGCUUCUAUUCUAUUCGGCAAAGUCGCUGAAGAGCUUAUACUUCGCUACAGAGUUACCGCCUUCCGCAACAUUCUGCAUCAGGAUGCUGCUUAUUUCGACAACCCGCAACAUGCGCCAGGACGUCUAAUCACCAGACUUGCGGCUGACGCACCAAAUGUGAAGGCGGUUCUGGAUAGCCGUAUGAUGUAUGUGGUAUUCAAUAUGACAGCAUGGUCAGUGUGCCUCAUUCUUGCAUUCGUAUCAUGUUGGCAAGUUGGACUGAUUGGAUUUGUAAUGAGGUAA
This is a messenger RNA of Cylicostephanus goldi, 357 nucleotides long. The record is from the annotation of a GenBank genome assembly. Lineage: Eukaryota; Metazoa; Nematoda; Chromadorea; Rhabditida; Strongylidae.